AUGGCACACACCAAUGGGGAAUUGGAGCCCUCGAAAGAGGUUCCUCAGGAAAACGGAGACCACGUGGAGGUUGCUGCGGAGGAUGAGAACGCUGGUGGUCUCUUCCAGAUCACCGUGAAGCUUCCUCAUGAACCAUACAAGAUCCAGGUUAUGGUUUCGAGCCAAGAACAGGUUCAAGAUGUUCGCCAAUCCAUCGUCGAGCUUCCUGGUACCUUCCAGUACACCUGCUUCCACCUGGAGCACAACGGCGUCCGCGUCAACGACUUCGUCGAGCUGUCCGAGGUGCCCGACCUGAAGGCCGACUCCGAGAUUGUACUUGUUGAGGAGCCCUACACCGAGAAGGAGGCCCGUAUGCAUGUGGUGCGCAUGCGCGAGCUGGUUGGUGCUGCUGGAGAUCGGACUGACAUCCUCCACGGUAUCUCUGCCGGUCUUUCCCUGCACGAUGCCAUCUCUGCGGAGGCCGCCCGUGCCGGUGAAUCGGAGAAGGAUCACUCGCUCGCCAAGUACGAGCUCACCGGUCCCUCUUCGCUCCAGACCAUUCUGCCCCAGUCUGAGGCCCCUCUUCCUAAGACAGUGAAGUCAAUCUCGCUUUCGCCGUGGAACCCUGUUCCGUACCACCUCCGCCAGAAGGGUCAUCUGCUUUACUUGCAGGUCCAGACCACCGAGGGCGAGCAGUUCCAGAUUACCUCUCACGUCUCCGGCUUCUUCGUGAACAAGUCCUCGAGCAGCCGUUUCGACCCCUUCCCGAGAACGAUCCCCAAGAAGGCCAGCGCCCACUCUCUUCUGACUCUGAUCUCCCUCAUCUCGCCUUCCUUCAACGCUUCCUUCGAGGCCCUGCAGGAGGCCAACAACCAGAAGGAUCUUUUGACCACCUUCCCCUUCCAAAAUGCCAUCCCCAACAGCCCGUGGUUGGUUGCCCCGACUUCUUCGGCCCUGAACGCUCACCAGCCCGAUAUCACCCGCUCACAGGAGAGCUUCUUGAUCUCCGGCGCGGACAACGCCGAGACCUUGCGUGACUGGAACGAGGAGUUCCAGACCACCCGUGAGCUGCCUCGUGACACCGUCCAGGACCGUGUGUUCCGGGAGCGUCUGACCUCCAAGCUGUUCGCUGAUUACAACGAGGCUGCCGCCCGCGGUGCUGUGCUGGUCGCCCGUGGCGAGGUUGCUCCUCUGAACCCCACCGAGGCUCAGGACGCUCAGAUCUUCGUUUACAACAACAUCUUCUACUCCUUCGGUGCUGAUGGUGUUGGCACUUUCACCUCCGAGGGUGGUGAUGAGGCUGCUCGCGUUGCUGUUGGUAAGGACGUCCUCGGUAUUAAGGCUGUGAACCAGCUUGAUAUUUCUGGCCUUUUCACCCCUGGUACCGUGGUUGUCGAUUACUUGGGCAAGCGUAUUGUCGGUCAGAGCAUUGUCCCCGGAAUCUUCAAGCAGCGUGAGCCCGGUGAGCACCAGAUCGACUACGGUGGUGUUGAGGGUAAGGAGGUUGUGGCCACCCACGAAGACUUUGUUCCUGUCUUUGAGAAGCUGUCGAAGGCACUCCGCAUUAAGCAGCACCCUGUUUGGGAUAAGGAUAACAAGCGCCACGAUCUUCAGGGCAGUGUUGAAACCAAGGGUCUGUUGGGAACCGAUGGUCGCAAGUAUGUUCUGGACCUUUACCGUAUUGCCCCUCUGGAUGCUCAGUGGCAGGAGGAGAUUGGUGACGGCGAAUACCCCCACCGCAUGUCGGUUCUGAGAUUGGAGUUGGUCGAGUCGUACUGGAGACACAAGAUGAGCCAGUACGUCAAGGCUGAGGUUGAGAAGCGCCGUGCCGCUAAGGCUGAAGAGGCACCCAAGGAGAAGGCCGAGGGUGAUUCCGAGGAGAAGACCGAGGAGAAGACUGAGGAGAAGACCGAGGAGAAGACUGAGGAGAAGACCGAGGAGGCUGUGGAUCAGGAGCGUGUUGACAUCUCUGGAUUCAACUUGUCUCUGAACCCCGACGUUUUCAGCGGUCAGGUCCCCCAGACCAAGGAGGAGAAGGAGCAGUGGGCUCAGGAUGAGCAGGAAGUCCGUGAUGCCGGUGACCACCUGCGGUCCAAGAUCAUGCCUGACUUGAUUAAGGACUUGCACGACGGUGAUGUUGGCUUCCCCAUGGAUGGCCAGUCAUUGACCCAGUUGCUGCACAAGCGUGGUAUCAACAUCCGUUACCUCGGUAAGCUGGCUCAGCUCUCUACCGAGAAGGGUGCCCGUUUGCAAGCUUUGUCCACUCUGCUGGUCCAGGAAAUGAUUGCUCGUGCCUUCAAGCACGUUGCCAACGGCUACUUGCGUAACGUUCCUGCUCCGUUCGCUGCCCCCUGUGCUGCUCACUUGCUGAACUGCCUCCUGGGCACUGAUGUCAACUCUGCCCCCAAGGCUGAGAUUGACCAGUCUCUGCGUGAGGUUUACCCAGAGGGUGACUUCUCCUUCGAGAAGGUCACUCCUGAGUCCCUCCGGACUGAGAUUGAGAAGCAGGUUACUCUGCGCUACCGCUUCUCUCUCGAGAAGGGAUGGGCUGGCUCCCUCAGACAUCUGCAGCUCCUGCGUGACAUUUCUAUCAAGCUGGGUCUUCAGCUUGGUGCCCGCGACUACGCUUUCAACAUCGCUGACGUCAAGGCACCGGCUCCUGCACCUGUCAAUGCCAACGGAAACAGCCACGAUGAGGGCAAGAAGCGUAAGGGCAAGAAGGGCGGUGACAACAAGGCUUCCCGCCCUGUGGUUGCUGAGGUCAAGCCUGCUGUCACCAUUCUUGCAGAUGAUAUUCUCAACAUUGUGCCAUUGGUCAAGGAUGCUUCUCCUCGCAGUGCCCUGGCUGAAGAGGCCCUGGAGGCUGGCCGGAUCUCCCUCAUGCAGAACCAGAAGCAAUUGGGCCAGGAGCUCAUUCUGGAGUCUCUGUCUUUGCACGAGCAAAUCUAUGGUAUCCUCCACCCCGAGGUUGCCAAGCUGUACCACCAGUUGUCCAUGCUCUACUACCAGACUGAUGAGAAGGAGGCCGCUGUGGAGCUGGCUCGCAAGGCUGUCAUUGUCACCGAGCGCACCAUGGGUGUUGACUCUGCUGACACCAUCCUUGCUUACCUGAACCUGAGCUUGUUCGAGCACGCCUCGGGCAACACCAAGACUGCUCUGGUGUACAUCAAGCACGCCAUGGAUCUCUGGAAGAUCAUCUACGGUGCUAACCACCCUGACUCCAUUACCACCAUGAACAACGCCGCCGUCAUGCUGCAGCACCUCAAGCAGUACGGUGACUCUCGCAAGUGGUUCGAGGCCUCUCUCUCCGUUUGUGAGAACUUGUUCGGCAAGGAGUCUAUCAACACUGCCACUAUCCUCUUCCAGCUGGCCCAGGCCCUGGCGCUCGACCAGGACUCCAAGGCUGCCGUUGGCAAGAUGCGUGAUGCCUACAACAUCUUCCUUGCUCAGCUUGGUCCCGAGGACCGCAACACCAAGGAGGCUGAGACCUGGUUGGAGCAGCUGACUCAGAACGCUGUCUCCAUUGCCAAGCACGCCAAGGAUAUCCAGGCUCGUCGUCUGCGUCGCAUCAAUAUCAACCCGCGUACCUCUUCCAUGGGCACUCGCGUUCAGCCCCAGGUUGGCCAGACCGCCCCUGAGACCGCUGGCACGGCCGGUGCCUCUGGCUCAUCUCUGGACUCUCGCAGCAUCGACGAGCUGCUGAAGUUUAUCGAGGGCGGUGACUCUAACGCUUCAGGCUCCAAGCAAAAGAAGCGCUCUGCUGCCAACCCCAAGCUCCGGGGCUCCAAGCAGUCCAAGGCAUAG
Messenger RNA from Penicillium pulvis, 3783 nucleotides. RefSeq names its product translation initiation factor 3 subunit CLU1. Lineage: Eukaryota; Fungi; Ascomycota; Eurotiomycetes; Eurotiales; Aspergillaceae. The transcript has 4 exons. The record is from RefSeq and is a predicted model, not a curated record. Gene Ontology annotation, biological process: intracellular distribution of mitochondria. Gene Ontology annotation, molecular function: mRNA binding; protein binding. Bases 1 to 3783 code for a protein of 1260 amino acids. Gene Ontology annotation, cellular component: cytoplasm.